Polychytrium aggregatum is the source of this 1156-nucleotide messenger RNA. RefSeq names its product peptide methionine sulfoxide reductase MsrA. Gene Ontology annotation, molecular function: peptide-methionine (S)-S-oxide reductase activity. The coding region runs from base 215 to 760 and encodes 181 amino acids. The record is from RefSeq and is a predicted model, not a curated record. NCBI's taxonomy places the organism in Eukaryota, Fungi, Chytridiomycota, Chytridiomycetes, Polychytriales. The transcript has 7 exons.
CGCAUUGCCCAUUCGUCCGUCCGUCGACGCCAUCGCCGGCCUGCGAGCUUGUCAUUCAUCCGCUCCCCCGUCCGGCGAUUGGAGCGCCUCGCCGGCGUGCAUUUGAAUUCCCUCCAUCGCAGUUCCCCGUUCGCUUUCCCUCGAUCGCUUGCGUCCAUUCCAUCGCCCGUCUCCACCCAUUGUAUCGCCGUUCCCUCCUCGAGCCUUCCCUGUCAUGGCUGCCCCUGUUACCACUGAGCUGGCCACCCUCGGAGCCGGAUGCUUUUGGGGUGUUGAAAAGUCGUUCCGCCGAAAGUUUGCCGGCGCCGGUUUGAUCUCGGCAAAGGUCGGCUAUGCCGGCGGCGUCGCAACCACCCCCUCAUACCGACAGGUUUGCACAGGACAGACGGGCCAUGCCGAAGUUAUCCAGAUCGAAUACGAUUCUAGGGUCCUGUCUUAUGAAACAAUCCUCGACUUCUUCUUCCGUAUGCAUGACCCCACGACCCUCAACCGUCAGGGCGGUGAUGUUGGCACCCAGUAUCGAUCAUGCAUUCUCUUCCAUAGCCCCAGCCAGGAGCAGACCGCCAGAAGUGUGAUCGACAGGAUCCAGCCGUACUUUGGCCAUCACAAGAUCUCCACCACCCUCGAGCCCUUUCACACCUUCUGGUCCGCGGAGGAAUAUCAUCAGGAGUACUUGACCAAGAACCCGGACGGGUACGAGUGUCCCAGCCACUUUGAGCGAACCUGGGAGAGGAUCAAGAGUCAGUACAGCAGCCUGUAGGCACCGAAUCGACUCCGCCCUCGACGCUCGUCUUUCCAGACUUUGACCAUGUCAUGCAAUGGGGCUCGCCUCUGUUCGCUCCGUGUUCAACAGCACCUAGAGCGAAAACUGACGAUUACAACUCCUGAACGGUGCUCGUCAAAUAAACGCAGUCGCUUCAUUUACAGCAAAUAGCGGAUUGAUGGUUUCUCAUAUGGAACACUCGGCCAGCGCGUCCAACAGCACUGCUAAUAUCGGUGCCAUGUCCAGCAAAUUCUGUCGGGGUGUGUCCCGAUCCUGUUCAUCAGAGAGAAGGAAUCGGCCACAUCCACUCAAUAUUGUUGUGAAUCUCGAGAUAGCCAGUCGUCAAACACCACUGAGAGCGAGCGGAAUCUGUGAGCAAAUGAAUGAGAAGCG